Molecule: messenger RNA, 2079 nt
Organism: Colletotrichum destructivum
Lineage: Eukaryota; Fungi; Ascomycota; Sordariomycetes; Glomerellales; Glomerellaceae
Exons: 3
Coding region: 230-1771 (513 amino acids)
Source: RefSeq, a predicted model, not a curated record
CACGGCAUCUGGAGCUUCAGCCACAUUCUCUCAUCAGCGUGGUCGAUUCAUCGGUUUCUUCUUCCGCAUGAAUUUAGUUGUGAUCCGUCGACUUAACAUGGCCCAGUCUUGACACUCGUUUUCAAAAUAUAUUUAACCCCCCUGAAAAAAGGGAAAGGAACAAAAUCCACGUCCCAUCCCUGAGCUCUCAAGAGGAGAAAGUCUCAACGAGAUUGGACGCGGCGGCACGAUGGAGGGCAUUGUGAAGGCGAAUCCUUCUAAUUUCGUUCGGUAUACCUUCGGAAAACAAGUCCGGCUGAAGGUAACCCGCAGAAACAAACGCAUCGCCAGUUUCUCUGUCCACGGCAAUGCGAAAAGUCACAAGUAUGGCCUUGUCCACGAAGUAAAUCAACACUUUAAAAAGCUUCGAAGGACUGGCCUUCAAUAUCAAAGUUCACUCGUCGUGCUUGCUUCCCAGCAAUACGCUUCCUGGCUGGAAGAUGAACAGUUCAUGUCGGCGUUGGUGGAGCCUUUCACAACGGCAUCUCGCGGUUCGGACGAUGAGGGCCGAAAGCUUCCCGAAGACAUACAUGUCCUUGCUGCCGCUGUCGACGGCCUGCACCCCCUCCGCGUGUUUGGCGACACGCCUCAUGGAUUCUCGUUUUACUACGCAAAUAUGAAGGACACGAUGAUACGCAUGUGGAAGGAUAAGCCGGAUCUUCCAGACGAGCCCAAGUCGUACAUCGGAUUUCAUACCGGAACAUCCCACUUUGGUGGUGCCAUGGUCUCGUGCAAGCUGCCUCUUGCCAACACCGUUUUCCAGAAUGGUCGUCAGACAACCAUGUUCGCGAGCCGCUGGCGUAACUCAGGACCGAGGACCGGAGUACAGGUGAUACGUUGGAUGGAGAAGCGGACCCAUAACGUCAAUUGCUUGGACCCAGACAAUCAGAGCAAGUACAACAUCCAGUCUCCGUUGGUCCCUAUUACUGCCCCUCGAAAAAUCCUCGCGGGGCUCGGAAACAUAGUCAGCCUGGUUGAGGUAGAUGGCGAGGAAACGCCGGCUUCGACCGAGCUCGAGAAAGCCGUCAACGAAUUGUACGUCAGACGAUCGAAAGAGGGCCACACGUUCCCUCCAGGCCCCGUGGGCGUUUGGGCCCUCGUUCAGCCCCCAGGCCCCAAACAAUCAAAGGAUCUCGACAUACUACAGGAGUGGUUCGAUUUAUCGAGUCAAACCCAAGACGUCCACGAGGAAUGGGAGCUGGCUCUAGAAUUCAAAGACCAGAUUCGGUGCCACUUGCAACAUCGAGGCAGGCUCUACAAGAUUCUGAGUGGCGGCGGAGGAUGGGGAAAGAAGCGAGGGCUCCUGUCGUUAGAUCCUGAUGUCGCCUACUCGCUGUCACCCGGGGAUGAGGGUCUGGACAGCUUCAUUCGGUCCUUUGAAAGCCGCAAUGACGGGAGUGCCGAGCAAGACAGGAGUACUUGGCAAGAUGUGGUUGCCCCGGGCUCAUACAUCCAAUACUUCAUCACGCCCCCCUUCAGCGCCCGACCGAAACCUACGAGAGCGAGCGGCUCGACUCUGAACAUUGCUUUUGGCGUAUCGGAAAGUGAAACUGUGGAGGAACAGCCGCUGACCGAUGGCGCUUCGGAAUGGACGGUCGUCCCUCAGCACUUCGGUGCGGUAUCAAACCUUGGUAUUUUCAUCAAGUCUAAUGUACACAGAAGUGGGAACGGAUCAAAACUCAGCGUGCCGGGGUCGUGGUUUGGAUACCUGAAGGCUACUGAAGGGUACUGAACCACCAAGUCCCUGAAGGCUACUAUACCACCAAGGCCAUUCAAAAAGCUAUGAGCAGGUGGGCGCCAAGCUUGUGUAUAGGAAUUGCGUAGGAACUAUGUACGAAGGACUGUAAUAAUAGGAAGGUUUGCGCUAUGAGCCUCCUUUUCUCGCAGUGUACACGCAGUUUAACAGACAUUCGGGUGGUUGUGGUUGUCGGCCGUUCGUCCGGUGUGUUAUGGUUCCUACUGGCUAUACGCGGCAAUAAGACGCACAGGGCCUGACGCACGCAGUGCUGUAUGAACCCAUGGCGGAAGUCAAGCUGCAGU